AUGGCCUCGACUUCUCGUCCUAACUCUUUGGGUUGUGCUGAUGACUGCUUCUACAGCUUCCCACCCUCGCGGGUCGCCAGUUAUGAAGACAACACCACUCCAAAAGGCUCUGCCAAAGAAUGUGACAGAACUCCCAGGUCGACCUGUAGCUUUGAUACAGCUCUAGACAAAGAUGCCUCGUUGGAGAGUACGAGCCAGCAGCAUGAACGCGUAUCUGAUACGCAACGCUCCUCCAGAGUCAAGUGGACGCUCCCAUUUCCGCACCAUGAGGAAUCAUCGACACAACACCACUUCUGUUCCAAGCCAGUACUUGAUCGCCUGAGUCGACAUCGCCUACCCUCUGGCUUCGAUCAUCCGACUGAUGGUAGCCACGUCCCCGACUUUGCUUCACUACCCGACGAGCCUCUCACCAUCGAGCAACUCGUGUCAUCCCCAGCUGCCCCUGUAACGACCAAGCACUGGAGCUCUACCAGUAUCGGCUCCUCUAUGCGAGCCGCCAAAUCUCAAAACAGCAGACCAGUGUACUUUGAUCCUUCGACGGGGUCAACUCGAGGUGUGGAGGAUAUCGUGGCCAAUAUACGAACUUACCUGUCCACUAUGCGGCAUGAUGCCUGUGAUGCUUCACCGCGAGAACAGCUAGACUCCAUGACAUUUGUCGCUCAGGAUCAAGACUCUAGACCCAAAAGUACAUCGGAGAACUUCUUGGUGUCAACCAAUGACAUUGCCGGGAUCUUGGAUAUUGUGAUUGUUGGUCUGCGACGGCUCCAUCGAGAACAUUUGCCGUCUGGAUGCCUCUCGGUUCUCCUACCAUGGGACCACAACAAGAGACCGAUAGUGACCAAAGCCGACAGCAUCUUCCCCACUGCUUCCUGUCCGGCAGAACCGGCCACGACAAUAAGCUCGGUGAAGCCAACAGUCACCCCGGCAUUUUCUUCACAUUUGCAGAGCAUGGCAAACAAGUCAAUCAAGGCCACCAUCAUUACCAAAAGGAGCGUUGCAGAAGUCAGCUAG
Molecule: messenger RNA, 1011 nt
Organism: Pestalotiopsis fici W106-1
Lineage: Eukaryota; Fungi; Ascomycota; Sordariomycetes; Amphisphaeriales; Sporocadaceae
Exons: 1
Coding region: 1-1011 (336 amino acids)
Source: RefSeq, a predicted model, not a curated record